AUGGCCGUAGGCUAUCCAAAGAGAGGGAGAAGAGCUGGCGUGAAGACAAGAGCCGAAGAAGCUAGGAAACAGUUUAACAUUCCUGUGAUUUCGUCCCCGUGUUUUCAGUAUGCAAAUCUGCAUCUAACGCGAGGAGUGAAUUUUAACAACCUUGUCGCAGUUUCCAAGACGAAACCUAGCCAUCAAAACCGAGCGUCAGUCCAUUUCGUCCCUAGAGUAAUGCUAGCGAAUGCUAUGUCCUUAGUUCCGAAGCUAGAUGAGGUUCAAAAACUCUUAUUACGGCUAAACGUUCAUGUCGGAUGCAUCGUGGAAUCUUGGCUGAAACAACGUAUUAAUGACUCUGUUGUAAACACUGACGGUUAUAAUAUCGUCCGAAAGAUCGAUCCUCUCACGAACAUGGCGGCGUAUGUAUAUAACAUUCAAGAUCAUAUCAAGUUCGAAAUCCCCGAAAAUUUACAAUGCUGCAACGAUCACGAAAUAAUAUGGCUGAAGCUUAAUCCACCAAGAACCCCUCGCGGGUUUUCGUGUAUAAUAUUUGGCCUUGUUUACUACCCCGGUCGGACCAGUCCCGCAGAAUCCGAUCCCCAUAUCCUGAAUGACCAUCUCUUCGAAAGUCUAACUUUGGCAGAAGCUGCACUUCCCAACUGUGGGAUUAUUCUCACAGGAGAUUUCAACCGUCUCAAUACAAGCCGCCUGCAAAAGCAUUUCAAGCUCAAGCAACUCGUGAAAUUCCCUACGAGAGGGAACGCAACGCUCGAUUUAUUUUUAACUAACAUGGGUGAUCAUUUUGCAACUCCUGAGCCGUAUCCACCCUUUGGGCUCUCGGAUCAUUGCACAGUUUUCGUAAGACCUAAGGAACGAAUCCCGAACCAGAAAACAAGGAAAUCCAUCUCAAUCAGGGACAAACGGGACAGUAACAAGGCACGCCUCGGCCGUUAUUUUAGGAACAUUGACUGGUCAUGCGUCACAUAUCAACCGUCCUGCGAGGAAAAGCUUAAAGUCUUCAGUAAUCUAGUGGACAUUGGCAUAAACAAUAUCAUGCCCGAAAGGUCAAUUCGCAUUUACCCAAAGGAUUGUCCCUGGAUGUCAGUUAGGCUAAAAAAGCUUAUACGCAUGCGCCAACAAGCCUUCUAUUCCAACAGGCAUGGCCUGGCAUAUAAGUUCUAUAGAAACGCUGUUAACAAAGAAAGGAAACUAUGCCAAGGGAAAUACUACGCUUCCAAAGUCCAAGAUCUUAAAGGUGUAAACCCUCGUUCGUGGUGGAAAGAGGUUAACAAGCUUAGUGGCGCAAAGAGUCAGAAUGUGAACCUACUAAACGCCCUAAACGUCCCGGACUUGGAGAAUUUGUCCGCGCCUGAAAUCGCCAACGAAGCCACCCCAGAGCGAGUCUAUGGAAAUUUGUUACACCUGAAUAAACACAAGGCCCCAGGCCCCGACGGCCUGUCUAACUGGUUCUUAAAGGAGUACGCGGAACUGCUAUACCAACCAAUAGCUGACAUUCUUAACUCAUCAUACAAAGAGCAGAAAUUACCAUCUGUUUGGAAGCACGCGGACGUUACUCCACCCCCGAAAGUAAGACAAGUCGUAGAUCCCAAGAAAGAACUCAGACCGAUCUCGCUAAUCGCAUCGCUUUCCAAGGUUGCAGAGGACUUCGUAGUAUCAGAUUACAUAAUACCAGCCUUAGAGAGGAUAGCUGAUUCAAACCAGUUUGGCACCGUAUCAGGUUCAUCCACUGUCCUCGCUCUGUUAA
Messenger RNA from Pocillopora verrucosa, 1750 nucleotides. Lineage: Eukaryota; Metazoa; Cnidaria; Anthozoa; Scleractinia; Pocilloporidae. The record is from RefSeq and is a predicted model, not a curated record.